This is a messenger RNA of Sphenostylis stenocarpa, 3180 nucleotides long. Lineage: Eukaryota; Viridiplantae; Streptophyta; Magnoliopsida; Fabales; Fabaceae. The record is from the annotation of a GenBank genome assembly.
AUGCGAGUCUCAUCCCCCGCCGCGGCGGCGGCGUCGCCUCACGCCGACGACCACCGUAUGUCCAACAUCGGCAGCCGCGACGCCGAGUCUCUCUUCCGCUCCAAGCCUAUUGCUGAGAUCCGGAAGACAGAAGCCGCGACGCGGAGGCAGAUCGAGGAUAAGAAGGAGGAGCUCCGGCAACUGGUCGGCAACCGGUACCGCGACCUGAUCGACUCCGCCGACUCCAUCGUCCGCAUGAAGGCCUCCUGCGACGGAAUCUCCGGGAAUAUCGCCACCGUGCACGGCCGCAUUCGCUCCCUCUCCCUUUCCCAAUCCCAGUCCCAAACCAAGCUCCAUUCCCAGUCCCGAGCCUGGACUUACGGCACGGCGUGCCGCGUGAAGUACCUCGCCGACACGCCCGAGAACAUUUGGGGAUGCCUCGACGAGGGGAUGUUUUUGGAGGCUGCGUCGCGCUGCGUGCGUGCCAAGCACGUGCAUCACCACUUGUUCGUCGAUUCCGAUGACCAGAAGAAGAAGUUCCUCUCCAAUUUCGCCAUGCUCCAGCACCAAUGGCAGAUCGUCGAGAGCUUCAGGGCGCAGAUCUCCCAGCGCAGCCGCGAUCGGUUGCUUGAUCGCGGCCUCGCCAUUAGCGCUUACUCCGACGCGCUUGCCGCCGUGGCCGUUAUCGACGAGCUCGAGCCUAAGCAGAUAUUGGGAUUGUUUUUGGAAUCGAGGAAGUCGUGGAUAUUGCAAGUUUUGGGGAAUGCUGGUCCUGGUGACGCUUCCUCUUUGGUGGUUUCGGUCUUGUGUGAUGUGUUGGGUAUAAUUCAGGUUACUGUGGGUCAGGUGGGUGAGUUGUUUUUGCAGGUUUUGAAUGAUAUGCCCCUUUUCUACAAAGUCAUUCUGGGAUCCCCUCCGGCAUCUCAGCUGUUUGGUGGGAUUCCCAAUCCUGACGAGGAAGUUAGGCUUUGGAAGUCAUUCAGAGAUAGACUGGAAUCGAUCAUGGUGAUGCUUGAUAAGCGUUACAUUGCUGAUACUUGUUUUGCGUGGUUGAGAGAGUGCGUGAGCAAGAUAAGCGGAAGAAAUUUGAUUGAUGCCAUUGGUUGCGGCCAGGAUUUGGCUUCUGCUGAGAAAUCAAUAAGGGAGACCAUGGAAAGCAAGCAAGUUCUUCAGGGGAGUCUAGAAUGGCUCAAGAGUGUUUUUGGCUCGGAGAUUGAGUUGCCUUGGAGUAGGAUUCGAGAACUUGUUCUGGAAGAUGAUUCAGAUCUUUGGGAUGAGAUAUUUGAAGACGCUUUUCUUGGCAGGAUGAAAGCAAUUAUUAACUUGAGAUUUAGGGAGCUAACUGGUGCUGUUGACGUGGUAAACUCAAUUUCUGCUGUAGGUGAGUUGUUUACCAAGCUGGAUGAUGUUCAGGUGUACGUGAACAGACCUUCUACGGCUGGUGGUGUUUGGUUUCUAGAAUCAAAUACCAGGAAAACUGGAGUUGCUUCCGGGUCUAAAGUCCAGCCUGAAGAGAGUGAAUUUCAUUCUUGUCUCAAUGCUUAUUUUGGUCCUGAGGUAAGUCGAAUCAGGGAUGCAGUUGAUGUUUCUUGUCAAAGCAUCCUUGAGGAUCUUUUAAGUUUCAUAGAAUCCCCAAAGGCAUCUCAAAGAUUGAAGGAUCUGGCACCAUACCUGCAAAGUAAAUGUUAUGAAUGUGUGUCAUCAAUAUUAUUGACACUGAAAGAACAGCUUGAUAGUUUAUAUGCCCCAACAGAAAAUAAAGAGGUGCCAACAGCUGUUACUGUUGAAAAGUCUCUUUUCAUUGGACGAAUAUUGUUUGCAUUCCAAAACCAUUCUAAACAUAUACCCCUGAUACUUGGUUCUCCCAGAUUUUGGGCUAAUGGAAAUGCAUCUGCGGUUGGGAAAUUACCAUCUACGGUGAAACAAUCUCGAUUUGCAUCUGAUUCUGCUAUAUCUGAUAGUCCAGGAAGACAAGCGAGUCUCGGCUCCAAAAGACAAAAUUCAUCUUCCAUAGCUGCUUUGCUUGGCAUGAGAGAAGGUGCAAGCCAUGAAUUGGAAGAACUGAAUAAGACUAUAGGGGAUCUUUGCAUUAGAGCUUACAACUUGUGGAUAUUAUGGCUCUCUGAUGAACUUUCUGCCACUGUCUCUCGGGAUCUUAAACAAGAUGAUGCUUUAUCUUUGAGCACACCCUGGAGGGGAUGGGAGGAUAUUGUUGUCAAGCAAGAUCAGUCUGAUGAGAACCAAUCGGAGAUGAAAAUUUCUCUUCCUUCUAUGCCUUCUCUGUAUAUCAUCUCAUUUCUCUUUAGAGCUUGUGAUGAAGUUCAUAGAGUUGGAGGCCAUGUGCUUGACAAGAAGAUUUUGCAUAAACUUGCAUCAAGGUUACUGGAAAAGGUAAUUGGAAUCUUUGAGGACUUCCUUUCCACUGAAGAGAGUGGUGUUCACCAAGUGUCAGAAAAAGGAGUUUUGCAGGUUUUGUUAGACGUCAAAUUUGCUACUGAUGUUCUCUCUGGUGGUGAUUUAAAUGUGGUUGGGGUAUUAUCUAGUAACCCAAAGGCUAAGCUACCUGCCAGAAGGAAGCAAGAGCAAAGUUCUACAACCUCAGCCAUUAGAGAACGUUCAGAUCAAUUGUUAAAUCGUCUUUCUCAGAAACUGGAUCCCAUAGACUGGCUUACGUAUGAGCCAUAUCUCUGGGAGAAUGAGAGGCAAUCAUACCUACGGCAUGCUGUCCUCUUUGGUUUCUUUGUGCAACUUAACCGUAUGUACACAGAUACUGUUCAGAAACUGCCUACUAAUUCAGAAUCUAAUAUUCUGAGGUGUUCUACAGUUCCCCGGUUUAAAUACCUCCCCAUCAGUGCACCAGCAUUGUCCUCUAGAGGGACAAAGAAGACAUUUACUCCAUCUGCAAAUGAAAUCUCUUCAAGAAGUUCAUGGAAUUCAAUUACAAAUGGAGAACUUUCUCAGAAGAUGAAUUUGGAUGACAAUUCAAGUCUGGGGGUGGCAGCACCGUUACUGAAGUCUUUUAUGCAGGUUGGAAGCAGGUUCGGGGAGAGUACUUUUAAACUGGGAUCCAUACUAACUGAUGGACAAGUUGGCAUUUUUAAGGACAGAUCUGCAGCUGCAAUGUCCUCGUUUGGAGAUAUUUUACCUGCUCACGCAGCUGGUCUUCUUUCAUCUUUUACUGCUCCCAGAUCAGAUUCAUGA